Episyrphus balteatus (marmalade hoverfly) is the source of this 2312-nucleotide messenger RNA. It is a transcript of the gene CkIIalpha, whose product is annotated as casein kinase II subunit alpha. Gene Ontology annotation, cellular component: nucleus; protein kinase CK2 complex; cytosol. The record is from RefSeq and is a predicted model, not a curated record. The transcript is spliced from 2 exons. Gene Ontology annotation, molecular function: protein serine/threonine kinase activity; ATP binding. Gene Ontology annotation, biological process: protein phosphorylation. Bases 664 to 1695 code for a protein of 343 amino acids. Lineage: Eukaryota; Metazoa; Arthropoda; Insecta; Diptera; Syrphidae.
AGAAAUAACAUCACAAUCGCCACCAUUCUACUCGCCACCAGAAUCAUCUUCAUCCGCAUUUGCAACUGGCCAGCGAGAAGAAUUAAUGGAAGCCGAGUUGAUUGCGGUUUGAUAUCAUUUCAAUCAUUAUCAUCAUCGACCACCAAGAUAAUCUGUGAUUUCUUGGAUAAACCUCAAACAGUUUCGUCGUUAUUUUGGGCGAAUACAUUUGACAGAGGCUUUAAGCCAAUUCAUCGCUUGUGUUCAACUGAGGUCGGUCAUCAUCACCACCGCAUUGAAUCGACGACAACUACAAACAGGAGGAGUCGUCCACAAUUGUCGUCGUCGUCGUCGUUGUCGUCGCCGCCUUCCUCGCCACCACAUUUUGAAAAGUUUUCAAAUCUAAGAGAUUUUUACAAGAAACACGAUUACGGUUGGCUUGCCUACGCAUCUGAAAGCAGUGGAGAAGACAGCGAGUUAAGUACUACACAACAUAGUAACGGAGAAUUUGGCGUCGGCUCCAUCACGAACUCUAGAAAAAAACGUGUUUUGACUGCCAGUAGCACUGCGCGUCGCACCACCAACCAACAACCAAAUACCACCACCAUAAACAACCUCCUCCCAUUAAGUAACAGAAACAACCGCAACCGCCGCCGAAGCACCAGUCUCGAUUCACUAGAAACGAUGACAUUACCGAGCGCUGCACGCGUUUACACUGACGUAAAUGCACACAAACCGGACGAAUACUGGGACUAUGAGAAUUAUGUCGUUGACUGGGCCAACCAGGACGACUAUCAAUUGGUCCGUAAACUGGGACGUGGCAAAUACAGUGAAGUCUUCGAAGCAAUUAACAUAACAAACAGCGAGAAAUGCGUCGUGAAAAUUCUCAAGCCUGUCAAAAAGAAGAAAAUCAAGCGUGAAAUUAAAAUUCUAGAGAAUUUACGUGGCGGCACCAAUAUCAUUACUCUAUUGGCCGUUGUCAAGGAUCCCGUCUCCCGUACGCCAGCUCUGAUCUUUGAACAUGUCAACAAUACAGACUUUAAGCAACUGUACCAGACUCUGACCGACUAUGAGAUACGUUACUAUCUCUUUGAGCUGCUCAAGGCGCUGGAUUAUUGUCACAGCAUGGGCAUUAUGCAUCGCGAUGUUAAGCCUCACAAUGUUAUGAUUGAUCAUGAGAAUCGCAAAUUGCGUCUAAUCGAUUGGGGUUUGGCGGAAUUCUAUCAUCCCGGACAAGAGUACAAUGUCCGUGUGGCUUCACGUUAUUUCAAAGGCCCAGAGCUAUUGGUGGAUUAUCAGAUGUACGACUAUUCGCUGGACAUGUGGUCGUUGGGCUGUAUGCUGGCAUCGAUGAUAUUCCGUAAGGAGCCAUUCUUCCAUGGACACGAUAAUUAUGAUCAGCUAGUGCGUAUAGCUAGGGUGCUGGGCACCGAAGAACUGUAUGCCUAUUUAGAUAAAUAUAAUAUCGAGCUGGAUCCGCGAUUCCACGAUAUAUUGCAGAGGCAUUCGCGCAAGCGAUGGGAGCGAUUUGUGCAUUCGGACAAUCAGCAUUUGGUAUCGCCCGAAGCUUUGGAUUUUCUCGAUAAAUUGCUGCGCUAUGAUCAUGUUGAGCGGCUGACAGCUCGCGAAGCUAUGGCACAUCCAUACUUUUUGCCAAUUAUAAAUGGACAAAUGACUUUGCAUAAUUCAUCAUCGAAAGCGAGUAGCCAACAAUAGGAGAGAUCAGAAAAAAAAGAUGGGGAACAACAACAGAAGAGUGUCGUAGUAGUUGGUGAGGAAUCAAUAAUUAUUAAAAACGAAGAAGAAGAAAAAGAUGAGGAAGCAGUUGUAUUAGAACAACCAGAAAAACAACAAACAACAACACCACCAGCUGAUAAGGAGGAGGAGGAGGAGGGGGAAACUAUGAUGGAUGAAAGUUUGAUAAGUGCUAUAAAAAGCAGUUAGUCAACCGCAAAUAUAUAAUACAAAAUUAAACAAAAAAGCACACAUUAUUACCACCACAACCAACCAACAUCUCAAUAAAAACAACAACAACAACAGCUAAAAUAGUUGCUCUCUCUCUCUCUCUCUCUUACUUUCUUUCUCUCUUCCACCACAAGAAUCCAUUCUCAAUUUUUCAAAAAUCUGCUUCGAAGGAAAUUGAAAACAAAAAAUAAACAAAAAAACACAUAAAAUAUAUAAAUACUAUUAUUUACGGCAAAGAAACAAAAAUAAAAAAACAAAACUUAAAAUUUGAAAGUUUUAAUAAGAAACAAAAAUAAAAUUAAAAUUAAAAAAAAAAAACCAACAGAAAUAAAAACUAGAAACAAUAAAUUUGUACAUUUUCUCCUCUA